ACUGAGAGAGAGAGAGAGAGAGAGAGAGAGAGAGAGGAGAGGGGGGGAAUGGAGGGGAGGAGCGUCCCCGUGCGGAGGCCCCACGCCUCCACCUCCGACCUACUCGCGUGGCCGGAGAAUCCGCCGCCGAUCGCCCCCGCCGCCGCCGCCGCAGCCAAGCGGAUGGGAGGGAUCAGCCCGGUGAUGUUCGGGGCCCCGAUGACCGAGGAAGAGGCGGAGAGCGUCAGCAAGAGCUGUGCCACGAAACCUUGCUCUGUCUCGAAGUUGAGGGAGAUGACUGGCAGUGGUAUCUUCGCUGCCAACGGCGAAAAUGGUGAAUCAGAGACUGAUUCUUCUCUUUCCAAUCCUGAUAAUAAGACAGCUUUGCGAAUGUAUCAGCAAGUGGUGAGCGCAAUCAGCCAGAUCUCAUUUGGUUCCGAAGAGAGUGUUCCGCCAAAGAAGCCAACCACACUAACUGAGGUAGCGAAGCAGCGAGAGCUAAGCGGGACUCUCGAGGGAGAAACCGAAGCUGAAAUCAAGAAGCAGAUUUCAGAAGCAAAAAGCAAGGAACUUAACGGGCACAACAUCUUCAGCCCUCCUCCUGAGAUUCCUAUAAGACCAUUAGCACCACGGAAUCUGGACUUAAGAGGCCACUUGGAUUUUGCGCUUCACCACUCUAAGAACAUUUAUACUUCUGCCGAAGUAUCAUAUCGAGCUGGAGAUCUGAGUGGCGUCAUCUCCAACGAAGAGACCGCAAUAAAGACAGCUAAGAAAAUUCAUACGCAAAAGUUUCAAGAUCUAACCGGCAACAAUAUUUUCAAAGGAGAUGCACCCCUCGGGUGCGCCGAGAAAAUGCUAAGCACGGCGAAGUUGAAAGAAAUUAGCGGCAGCAAUAUCUUCUCCGACGGGAAGGCUGCCGCCCGAGAUUAUUUUGGUGGUGUCCGGAAACCCCCUGGCGGGGAGAGCAGCAUCGCACUGGUUUAACCAAUUUACGAAAUAUGACAACAACAUACAAGUACACUGGGUGGGUAUGUUUAUACAGAUUCAUUUGCAGACUUGUUAUGUAACAUGCUUGUUGUUGCUUACAAACGUCGACCGUCACGGAAAGCGUGUUAUUUGAAUGAUUUCUGACGAAUUUUCUUUCGAAUCUUAUAUUUGGUGGUGUUGAUUCUGGACUCUGAGGCGAAUAUGAGAUGUUGUGGCAGCAAAUUGUUAAUUUUCAUGGUUUCAGUAAUUAGAAGUGUUUCUAGUUUCUCUUUUA
Molecule: messenger RNA, 1240 nt
Organism: Ananas comosus (pineapple)
Lineage: Eukaryota; Viridiplantae; Streptophyta; Magnoliopsida; Poales; Bromeliaceae
Exons: 5
Coding region: 49-963 (304 amino acids)
Source: RefSeq, a predicted model, not a curated record